Messenger RNA from Elaeis guineensis (African oil palm), 1856 nucleotides. RefSeq lists its product as uncharacterized. The record is from RefSeq and is a predicted model, not a curated record. Lineage: Eukaryota; Viridiplantae; Streptophyta; Magnoliopsida; Arecales; Arecaceae.
AAAUAGUCGGCCCCGAAUCUUUUCCUCUUUUUUCCCUUAUUAAUCUCCGGCUUUUUUAUAUUUUUCGGCUUUGGGGCGGUUUCCAAUCUUCACCCACUAUCACCACCUCCUCUUCUCCUCCCCCUCCCAAUCCUUCGUUCCCCCAAAAACCCGGUCACGAUUUCGGAGCGGCGCCGAGAGUCCAAACUCCACACGAAUUAUUCCUGUAUAAAUAGAGGAGGAGAUUUAGAGAGAAGACGAGUCCUUGAGGAGUCCCAGUCCUCUGGUUCUUUGGAGGUCCUUGAUCGGUUAUAGGGCUUCUAUCUUGGUAGAUCUACUGUUCCUGAUUUCAUCGAGAUCCUGCGGGUUGUUGAUCUUGUGUUGUAAUGAAGACCGUGCUAUGUUUUUGAAACUAGCAAUUAUGAACCUCUUGAACAAUGUGGAGCAGCUUCCAGUUGCAAGAAUCUGUCUGUCAUUGCGAUUUUAAAGUUGGGAAAUCAUGGCAAAACUUGGAAACACCAGCCGCAGGGCUUGCAGUGGACUUUUCAGGAAACCAAAUGAGACUAUGAGGCUCAUUAUAACAACGAUUGUAGGAGUUGUUCUUGGCUUUUUCAUUGGAAUUUCCUUUCCUACAGUAAGCAUAACAAAGCUCCACUUUCCUUCUAGUAUUAUUUCAUACAUUGAAGACAGGAACUCAGGUCUCGCGACUCAAGCAUUAUUAAACCAUGCUUUGACAUCUGCAAGAAAUCAGAACAGAAACAAUUCAAAGGAUUUCAAUGAUACUUUAAAGAUUUAUGUUCCGACAAAUCCUCGAGGUGCAGAAAGAUUACCACCAGGCAUUGUUGUGUCAGAAUCAGAUUUUUAUCUUCGCAGAUUAUGGGGGAAUCCUGAUGAGGACUUAAAAAUGAAGCAGAAGUACCUUGUAACAUUCACUGUUGGAUAUGACCAGAAAAAAAAUAUUGAUGCAGCAGUCAAAAAGUUCUCUGAAAAUUUUACUAUAGUACUAUUCCAUUAUGAUGGCCGAACAAGUGAGUGGGAUGAAUUUGAAUGGUCAAAGCGGGCUAUUCAUGUGAGCGCCAGGAAGCAGACUAAAUGGUGGUAUGCGAAACGAUUUUUGCACCCUGACAUUGUGGCUUCAUAUGAGUACAUAUUUAUCUGGGAUGAAGACCUUGGAGUAGAGCAUUUUAAUGCAGAAGAGUAUAUUAAACUGGUUAAGAAACAUGGGUUGGAAAUUUCACAGCCUGGUUUAGAACCGAACAGAGGAUUAACCUGGCAAAUGACCAAGAGGAGAGGGGACCGUGAAGUCCACAAAGAAACAGAGGAGAGACCGGGCUGGUGCUCUGACCCUCAUCUUCCACCAUGUGCUGCGUUUGUGGAGAUUAUGGCCACUGUCUUCUCCCGAGAUGCAUGGCGUUGUGUAUGGCAUAUGAUUCAGAAUGACUUGGUCCAUGGAUGGGGUCUUGAUUUUGCUCUCAGAAAAUGUGUGGAGCCAGCUCAUGAGAAGAUAGGAGUCGUAGAUUCUCAGUGGAUCGUUCAUCAAGUGGUUCCUUCACUUGGGAACCAGGGUGUUGCUGAGAAUGGAAAAGCACCAUGGGAAGGGGUGAGGGAGCGGUGCCGAAAAGAGUGGGGAAUGUUCCAAAAUCGAAUGGCAGAUGCAGAGAAAGCAUAUUACAAGGAGAAGGGGAUUCGUCCCCCUAACACUACAGCUGUUUAGAUUAGUAUGUUGAUUUUUUUGUUCCUAAGUUGGAUCAUAGUUAUCGAUGGAGAUUGAUAUGUAGAGCAUAGAGUUUUUUAAAUAUUAAUGUUAAUAUUGUUUUAUUUUUUUGAGUUUCAACUGGAGCAUGACUGCAUUUUGCAUUGGAUUUAGAAAUUUAAAA